CUGCUGUCGGUCCUCUCUCUGGUUCUCAUGGUAACGGUCACCUGCAGAAACACACCGGGACUCACGGAGCUCCACCGACCGACACACCGACCGCUGCCCGGCUCCCGGACACCGACCCCCCGCCCCACUCCGCUCCGCCAACCCUCCUCUCUGCCGCGGAUCAAUACCCGAUCAAUCGAUACCGGGAUCGAUCGAUCGACUGAUGUCCGCCGCGGUGGGUCUGAACCGGCGCGUGGCCUGCGGCGGGAUCAGAGGCACCGGAGUGGCGGAUGAUGACAUCAGCGUGUGAGAGUCCCAAUCGUCCGCGCGUGAGCUGAUCGAUCAUCUAUCAGGUGUCUCAAGGUGUCUCCAGGUGUCUCCAGCGCUCCCGUGGCGUCCAGGAUGCUGCCGGCCUCCAUUCAGAUCACAGGCGAGCUGCUGUCGGCGGCCGAGGUCCAGGACAUCUGUGAGAGUCUGAAGGAGGACAGCGUGCGGCUGCUGUCCGUCCGCGGCUGCCAGCUCUCCGACCGCGACUUCAGCCGCGUCUGCCGCAGCGUCGCUGAGUCGCGCUCGCUCGCUCAGCUCAACCUCAACCUGGGCGUGGUCUCGAGCAUCAGUCGGACCCGCCACCUGGCCGACGCCCUGAAGACCAACCGGUCCCUGCAGACCCUGUUUCUCCACGGUAGCCCGCUGUUGGACGCCGGCCUGGUGACCUUGAACUCGGCCCUGUCGACCCACCCAGCGCUAGUCAGUCUGGAUCUGGGAGACUGCAUGCUGGGAGACGAGGCGCUGGGUCUGAUCUGCGGGAUGCUGCCGCCCGACGGAGCCAAGUCAG
Messenger RNA from Morone saxatilis (striped sea-bass), 814 nucleotides. RefSeq names its product leucine rich repeat containing 73 (gene lrrc73). The record is from RefSeq and is a predicted model, not a curated record. Gene Ontology annotation, molecular function: protein binding. Lineage: Eukaryota; Metazoa; Chordata; Actinopteri; Moronidae.